CAGCUCUGUGCUCUAGGCGGAACAUGGCUUCUUCCUCAGCUACGCUUUCUCUGUGCUCUGCUUUCUCUGCUCAUUGCAGCAUCACUCCAUUGCGUUCUCUCUCCAAACCUUCCGUGAGUCUCGCUAAACCUUCGAUUGGGUUUCUUUCUGCUUCCACAGCGUCGACGUCUCGAACCGCAUUCCCCGCCGCUCCGAAAUUCUCUGAAUCAGCCGUCGUGGCUGAACCGGAGACUACUGAUAUUGAAUCUGUGGUAGUCUCUGAGGAUAAGCCUAAACGAGAAGAGAUCUUCGCAGUUGUAAUGGUUGGUGGACGCCAAUACAUUGUUUUCCCAGGGAGAUAUCUCUACACUCAGAGGCUCAAAGAUGCUAAUGUUGAUGAUCAGAUUGUUUUGAACAAAGUGCUACUUGUGGGCACAAAGACACAUACUUACAUCGGCAAACCGGUUGUCACCAAUGCUACUGUGCAUGCUGUAGUGGAAAAUCAAGGUCUGAAUGAUAAAGUGGUGGUCUUCAAGUACAAGCCAAAGAAAAAGUACCGCAGAAAUAUUGGUCACCGACAGCCAAAUACGAGGAUUAGGAUUACAGGAAUCACAGGGUAUGAAGAGUAUCCAGCGUCACCCAACGUUGCGGUUUAGAUGUCUAGAGAAGUAUAGGAUCGUUAAAAAAUUAUGCUUCUUGAAUGUUAAUUUUCUGAUCUUCUCUAUGUACUUCUGAAAAAAAAAAAAACAGACUAUUUCAUUUAUGUUGAGAAUCUUAAGAUCUUUUACCAUGUCUUAUCCCAUAUUUCAAAUCUCUAUCCAUCCAUUUAAUGUCGAAUUGCU
This is a messenger RNA of Eruca vesicaria subsp. sativa (arugula), 821 nucleotides long. The record is from the annotation of a GenBank genome assembly. NCBI's taxonomy places the organism in Eukaryota, Viridiplantae, Streptophyta, Magnoliopsida, Brassicales, Brassicaceae.